Seminavis robusta is the source of this 2033-nucleotide messenger RNA. Lineage: Eukaryota; Bacillariophyta; Bacillariophyceae; Naviculales; Naviculaceae. The record is from the annotation of a GenBank genome assembly.
AAAUCACAGUGUGCCGACAGGAAGCCUCGUUCCCAGGUUUAUCUGUGUUAAGAGAUCUUGCGGCUUGACUGUCUCUUUCAUUCUUGUCUUGUCAAACCCAUCCAGUGAAACGGUUUCGCUCGGAUACCUUUUUUUCUUGUCGCCCGGGAUUCUAUCCAAACUUGAGCUCCCAUACCAUGAGCCGAUGCUGGAUGGUACAACGUCUUUGGAAGACUGUUGUUGGCAUCAUUCUUCUGGAGGAGGACGAGCAAUCCAUCGGGAUGAAGAGUGCGCUAACUACCAUUUCAUUUCUCAUCUUGUUACUGCUGCCCCAGGUGGCAGCUAACUUUGGUGGUGAUGGACCUCGCAUUGACUUUGGGACCCUUGGAGGUGCAAAAUUGUCCAUUCCAGAUGUAUUUGGUGUUUGCAAACUCCUACAAUCACUCUGUCUCCAAACGCCCACGUCUGCUGCUGCUUCUGCUGCCAACACGAUGGCACCCACUCCGGCUCCCACGUGGCCCUUUGAUCCUGCCGAAAAGUGGUUGGGAGAUUACGGAUGUCGAACGGAAGUGUCGGCAUUGAAACGAAUGGAAUUGCUCGCAUUGGCCAGUCUCUUUUUUGCCAUGCAACAACGACUUGGAAGAGGCAUCUUGUGGGAACAAAUGGGAUGGAUGCAAAAUUGUUAUCCGUGUACAUGGAGAGGGAUUUCUUGCAAGGAUGAUGAUGUAACGGAGAACAAUAGUACAACGGCUAGCAGCAGUCAAUCAGUAGUGGGGUUGUCAUUGGGAUCCUUGGGAUUGCAGGGGACGAUCCAUCCAUUUUUGGGGCUGCUGAAAAGCAUUGAACAUCUUGAUGUAUCAAACAACAUGCUGCAAGGAACCAUACCGACGCAGUUGGCCUAUCUUGUUGACCUUGAUGUCCUUCGCUUGAACAACAAUAAAUUGGCAGGAUCGGUGCCGUCCUCCCUCUGUAACUUGCAGCAGCCGCCAUCGAGACUCGAAGUUGAUUGCUGGGGUAGCAACCCUGCGGUAGUUUGUGAUUGCUGCACAUUUUGUGCUGGUUUUCCCACAGUGCAGCCUACCCCAACUCCGACACAGCAACCAUCCGAUUGGCCCAGUCUAGUUCCCACGGAACUGCAAGAACCAUCCGAUAUCCCCAGCAUGGUCCCUACUGAACGGAUCAGCACAGAGACAACAACCUUGGACAUGGAUUUCUUCUUGCAAGCAGAAGAAGCUACAAGAAUACCAAUCACGUCGGCCCCGACACCGCAUCCAACACGGAGAACGCAACAACCAGGAACUGUACCUUCACCCGCACCUACGUAUGAAGGCGAUCCAGCCGCGGAAUGGCUCGAGCACCUAUCAUCUUGCGGAGGAGAUGAUGUUGGCAUUUCGGAACAAAUCCAACUGUUGUCCCUAUCUAAUUUCUACUUUGCCUCCAAGAAUACGUUGUCAGAAGGCCCACUGCAGGAACUGGGAUGGCUUCAAGGCUGUGAUCCGUGUGCUUGGGGUAGAGUAUAUUGCCACGAGAACAAGCUUGUGGGGUUGGAUUUGUCAUCCCUUGGACUGGAAGGUCAAAUUCACCCAUACAUUGGCUUGCUCACUGAUCUCAUCACUCUGGACUUGCAUGAUAAUUACUUGACUGGUGAAGUGCCCAAGGGGUUGCAGUAUCUACUACAAGCAGAUGCAAUCCUCCUUCAUCACAACUGGCUUUGGGGCACCAUUCCAAGUUCCAUCUGUGAUAUGCACUUGCACGUACUAACAGCUGAUUGUGGGGAAAGCGCCAGAGUUGACUGCCCCAAGGGCUGCUGCCAUUGGUGCGGAUGAAUGAAUCAAAUCUCCCCUCACGAGGCGGUCCGGUACAAUCAGCCAACUGCCUGACAUGACCAGGCACUGACAUGAGCUCGAAGGUCAACAGAACACCCGUCAUGAGGUCAAUGAGACAGCGUCAAUGAUUUGUUGGCUUCAAAUCUGAUUUCGCAGGAUUCACGGACGAAGGCAAGGAGCUUUUUGUCACAAAACGUAAUUCAUAACAACUCCUUCAUAAACCACUUC